AUGACAUCAACAUAUCAUGAAUCCUCACAGAGAAUGUGGGAUCUCGUUACUGGGGAAUCGCCAUUUUCAAAAGCAGACGCGUCUCUUCUUGAAAGCUUCGAUUACCUUGUCGAAAUUAGUGGAACUGUUCCCCAAACACCAUCCAACGAGAAAGGUCUAUCCGUUGUUCACAGCCAUUAG
This is a messenger RNA of Thlaspi arvense, 180 nucleotides long. Lineage: Eukaryota; Viridiplantae; Streptophyta; Magnoliopsida; Brassicales; Brassicaceae. The record is from the annotation of a GenBank genome assembly.